Messenger RNA from Lepus europaeus (European hare), 1650 nucleotides. RefSeq names its product liver carboxylesterase 1-like. The coding region runs from base 1 to 1650 and encodes 549 amino acids. Gene Ontology annotation, molecular function: carboxylic ester hydrolase activity. The record is from RefSeq and is a predicted model, not a curated record. The transcript is spliced from 15 exons. Gene Ontology annotation, cellular component: lipid droplet; endoplasmic reticulum. Lineage: Eukaryota; Metazoa; Chordata; Mammalia; Lagomorpha; Leporidae. Gene Ontology annotation, biological process: lipid catabolic process.
AUGUGGCUCUGCGCUCUGGUUCUGGCCUCACUUGCUGCUUCCACAGCUUGGGCAGGGCACCUGUCUGCACCACCUGUGGUGGACACCGUGCACGGCAAAGUCUUGGGGAAGUUCGUCAGCUUAGAAGGAGUUGCACAGCCCGUGGCCGUCUUCCUGGGAAUCCCCUUCGCCAAGCCCCCUCUUGGAUCCCUGAGGUUUGCGCCACCGCAGCCUGCAGAGCCAUGGAGCUACGUGAAGAACACCACCUCCUACCCUCCCAUGUGCUCUCAAACCACAACUGAGGAUUCUUCACUGAUUCCAGGGCUCAAUGUCCGGGAGAAUGUAUCUCUCAAAAUUUCUGAAGACUGCCUUUACCUAAAUGUUUACACUCCCAACUUGAUGAAGAAAAGCAGGCUGCCGGUGAUGGUGUGGAUCCAUGGAGGUGGUCUGUUGGUGGGUGCGGCGUCAAUCUAUGAUGGCCUGGCCAUCUCUGCCUAUGAAAACGUGGUGGUGGUGACCAUUCAGUACCGCUUGGGCAUCUGGGGAUUCUUCAGCACAGGAGAUGAACACGGCCGAGGGAACUGGGGUCACUUGGACCAGGUGGCUGCGCUGCAUUGGGUCCAGGACAACAUUGCCAACUUUGGAGGGGACCCACACUCUGUGACCAUCUUUGGAGAGUCAGCAGGAGGUCAAAGUGUAUCCGUUCUUGUUUUAUCUCCUCUGGCCAAGAACCUCUUCCAUCGAGCCAUUUCUGAGAGUGGUGUGGCCCUCAUUCCUUGCCUCUUCAAGAAGGAUGCCAAGCCCUUGGCCGAGCAAAUUGCUAUCACCGGUGGUUGUGAAACCACCACCUCGGCUGUCAUGAUCCACUGCCUGCGCCAGAAGACAGAGAAAGAACUCUUGGAGAUAACACAGAAAAUGAAAUUUUUCACUCUUGAUUUGGUUGGAGACCCCAGACAGAGCUACCCCUUUCCACUCACUGUGGUUGAUGGGGUGCUGCUGCCAAAGGCACCUGAAGAGAUUCUGGCAGAAAAGAGAUUCAACAGAGUCCCCUACAUCGUGGGAAUCAACAAGCAAGAGUUCGGCUGGAUCCUUCCAACGAUUAUGGGCUAUCCACUCUCUGAAGGGAAGCUGGAUCAGAAGACGGCCACAGAACUCUUGUGGAAAUCCUACCCCAUUGUUAACAUCUCUAAAGAACUGACUCCAGUGGCCAUUGAGAAGUAUUUAGGAGCAACAGAUGACCCUGUUAAAAAGAAAGACUUGUUCCUGGACUUGAUUGGAGAUGUGUUAUUUUGUGUCCCAUCUGUCAUUGUGGCCCGUCACCACAGAGAUGCUAGAGCCCCCACCUACAUGUAUGAGUUUCAGUAUCAUCCAAGCUUCUCAUCAGAUAUGAAACCUGUGACGGUGAUGGGAGAUCAUGGGGAUGAGCUCUACUCUGUCUUUGGGAUUCCACUUUUCACAGAGGGUGUCUCAGAAGAAGAGAUCCAACUGAGCAAGAUGAUGAUGAAAUUCUGGGCCAACUUUGCUCGGAAUGGAAACCCCAAUGGAAAGGGGCUUCCUCACUGGCCAGAGUAUGACCACAAGGAAGGAUACCUGCACAUUGGAGCUGCCACCCAGGAAGCCCAGAAGCUGAAAGACAAGGAAGUGGCCUUCUGGACUGAGCUCAGUGUCUAA